AUGGACACUGCUUUCUUCAUGUUAAGAAAACAACCAUUGAUAUUUCUACACUGGUACCAUCACAUAACAGUUCUCCGUUAUACAUGGCUCUCGUUUAUGGAAACCGUAGAAUCCAGUAUCUGGAAUAGCUUAAUAAACGCUUUUAUACAAUGCUGCAUGUAUUCUUAUUAUGCUUUGAAAGCAAUGCGAUUCAGUAUACCGAAAUGGGUCUCCAUUAUGCUGGCUAUGAUGCAAAUGGUACAAAUGUUUUGGGGUAUCGUUAUAGAUUUUUCAGCCUAUUACUAUGUACAUAUUGCCCAAAUUCAAUGUAACAUUACAACUUCAAACCACAAAUUCAAUCAUUUCCUCUAUCUUAUUUUAUUCCUCAAUUUUUUCAAACAGUCUUAUCUGUCUAACAAGCAUGUAGAGGAGAAAAGACAAAUCAAAUCACGAAUCCAUGAAGCACAUAAAAUACACUGUGUUUCUGUUUAAUUUAUCUAAUUAUCUUACAAUUUUCAGAGAUCCAAAAAUCCUUGUGACUUCAGAAGUCAAGCAAAAAUCAAGUCUAUGGUUUUCGUUAUUCUCUCAUAGUAAAUCACUCGUUAUACUUUUCGUUGGUUUUUUUUAUGUUUGAGGUCAAAGUAUGCGGUCAAAACUGAUAGCUAAAAGAACAGUUUUAGCUUACUUUUAUUUGCAGAAUAUAUAUAUUUAUAUAUUUGCAAUAUAUCUUUGAAAUAUAUCUAUAUACCUUCUAUAUAAAUGUAUAUGUUAUAUAAUAACUUAAUUAUUGUAGUAAAAAUAUAA
This is a messenger RNA of Heterotrigona itama, 783 nucleotides long. The record is from the annotation of a GenBank genome assembly. NCBI's taxonomy places the organism in Eukaryota, Metazoa, Arthropoda, Insecta, Hymenoptera, Apidae.